AGAGUGCAUGUAGAGUUUUUUACCAAUGAAAAAUCCAUCAAAGAGAGAUUACAACUUUAUUUUAUUAAAAACCAACGAUCUAGUUUACGUAUUAGAACAUUUAAUUUAAUAAUAAAAUUAUUAACAUGUAUUUUGUAUAUGGUUCGUGUUUCUAUGGACGACUCCUAUUCCUGCGAAUAUGGAGUAAGACAUUGUGUAAAUGGUACGACCCACAGAAAAAUAGACCCGGUUGAUUUCCAUGACAACCCUCAAAUUAACUGGGAUGCUAUUAUUUGGGUUGAUCGACAUUUUGUGGUGUGGAUCUGUCAAGUUACCGUGGCAAUCAUUAGUUUAGCAGAAACAAUUUUAGUUCAAUAUUUAAGUUAUAAGUUAUUUGAACCAUUACGUAAUUUAUUUAUACCAGUAUUUUUCAACUGCUGGCUGGCCAAACAAUCCAUGCAGAAAAUAUUUAGUGAUCUACAUCGAGUGAUGCAGAAGAAUCAGUCAGCUCUGGCUCAACAAUUAUUAAUACUUUGUGCUACUUUAUUGUGCCUUGUUUUCAUCAGUGCCUGUGGUAUUCAACACUUACAGAGAGGGGGCAAUCAUCAUUUUGGUGUGUUCGAAUCAUUCUGGUUAGUGGUAGUCACAUUAUCUACUGUUGGAUAUGGUGAUGUUUACCCAGAUAUUUGGCCUAGUCAACUCUUCAUGUUGGUGAUGAUCAUUUGUGCCCUUGUUGUCUUGCCUACACAGUUUGAACAGUUAGCAUGUACAUGGUUAGAACGUCAGAAAUUGGGAGGUACAUACAGUAGUCAUCGUGCCCAGACAGAAAAACAUGUUAUAGUAGUUACUACUACUCUACAGUCUGAUACUAUCAUGGACUUUCUAAAUGAAUUCUACGCUCAUCCCAUGCUGCAGGACUAUUUUGUUGUGUUAUUAUCACCAUGUGAAUUAGAUCCCACUAUGAAGAUGUUGUUACAAGUUCCUCUCUGGGCUCAACGUGUUAUUUAUGUUCAAGGUUCAGCUUUAAAAGAUGCUGAUUUGGCACGGUGCAGAGCUCAAGAUGCUGAAGCCUGUUUUAUUCUGGCAGCUAGAAACUAUGCUGAUAAAACAGCAGCAGAUCAACAUACUAUAUUACGAUCCUGGGCUAUAAAAGAUUUCUCACCAAAAUGUCCACUUUAUGUUCAAAUAUUCCGCCCUGAAAAUAAAUUCCAUGUCAAAUUUGCUGAUCAUGUAGUAUGUGAAGAUGAGUUUAAAUAUGCCUUGUUGGCUAAUAAUUGUUUGUGUCCAGGAACAUCAACAUUAGUUACUCUCUUAUUACAUACAUCUCGUGGACAAGAAGGACAGAUGUCAGGUGAUGAAUGGCAGAGAUUAUAUGGAAGAUGUUCAGGAAAUGAAAUCUAUCAUAUACGUUGUGGGGAAAGUAAAUUUUUUGGAGAAUAUAUCGGAAAGAGUUUUACAUACGCAUCAUUCCAUGCCCAUAGAAAAUAUGGUGUCAGUUUGGUAGGUGUACAGAAAGAUGUAAUAGGAUCCACUAUUCAACUGAAUCCUGGUCCAAGACAUAUCAUGAGGAAGUCAGAUUGCUGUUUUUAUAUGAAUUUAACAAAGGAAGAGAAUUCAGCAUUUAUAUUGGCACAUCCAAACCAAGAAAAUAACAACAGUCAACCUAGACUACCCACAGGUACAGAACCGCCUUCUAGGGUAGCUAGCAUGAUAGCAAGUAUAGGUAGGUUUAUAAAUAGUUAUCCCCAGGGAGUAUAUGAAUGUGGAGGGAAGGCAUGUUCGAUACCUCCUACUUUAUUUUAUACCUCAAUCAAAGUGUCCCUUCAAACCUUUGAUAGUGAUAUAGAAAGACAAGGUAGUAAACGCACCCAUCUCAACUUACCCAAAGGUUUAAAUAUACAGAGUUUACAGAAGCGACCUAGUAUUGCCCCGGUACCAGCUGUAUUAGAAACUAAUGAUGUUAGUAUUAAUAUACUAGCUGAUAAUCAGUCUGAUUCUGAUGAUGAUGAUGAUGCUAGCUCUAUAGAUAGUGAUGACAGUUCGAAUCCUGAAUAUGUACGAGGUUUCCCUCCAGUUACACCAUAUGUUGGUACAAGUCCUACCCUCUGUCAUCUGUCUCGUGAAAAACGUAGUUUAUGUUGUCUGGAACUCUGCCAGAAAUGUGAUCAUUGUAAUUAUACAAGUGCCAAAGAAUAUUGUUGGAGUUCACGUAUUAUAAUUGUAGCUGCUGAUUAUGCUAGUAAUGGUUUAUAUAAUUUUAUUGUACCAUUACGAUCUCAUGCUAGAGAAUCUGACUCUCUCAAUCCUAUAGUUUUACUAUUUGAACAAAAGCCUGAUAUUGGUUUUCUAGAGACUAUUUGUUAUUUUCCUAUGAUUUACUGGAUGUUGGGGUCUAUAGACUGUUUAUCGGAUCUGUUACGAGCUGGAAUCAACCUUGCUGAUAAUGUGGUUGUUGUAAAUAAAGAAAGUUCCAAUUCAGCAGAAGAAGAUACUCUGUCUGAUUGUAAUACAAUUGUCUCUGUUCAAACUAUAUUUAGAUUAUUUCCCAAUGCCAACAUAAUAACAGAAUUAACUCAGUCAUCUAAUAUGAGAUUCAUGCAGUUCCGGGCACAUGAUCUGGUGGCUCUAGCUAUUUCCAAACUAGAGAAGAAAGAAAGACAACGAGGUUCCCAUAUCUAUUAUAUGUUCCGACUACCAUUUGCCGCUGGUAAUGUGUUUAGUGCCAGUAUGUUGGAUACCUUGUUAUAUCAGGCGUUUGUCAAAGAUUAUUUAAUAACAUUUGUAAGAUUAUUACUAGGAAUAGACCAAGCUGUUGGUUCUGGACACCUUUCUUGUGUAAGUUUUUCAUGUACUUUAAUGAAGAUCACCAAAGAAGAUCUGUGGAUUCGAACGUAUGGUAGAUUGUAUCAGAAACUAUGUUCUACCACAUGUGAGAUACCUAUAGGUAUAUAUAGAACCCAGAAUCAACAUUGUCCUGAAUUGUCUUCGGUAUUCAUGUGUUCUAGUCGACUCAGUAAAUGGGUACAUACAGAUAAUCAGGAAAGAUCAGCUGGUAGAGAGGAUCAUUUUGAACCUAAGUAUAUAGAGAUUGUGUACAGAUGCCAUGACAAUUUAGGCUUAGGAUGUAUCAAGGAGGUGUACAGUUCAUACAGAAUGAAUGCAAGAGAUGAAAUAAAGUUGAAUAUUCAAGACAACCUCUCAAAGGCAGAGAUUAUUCAGAUGGUAAAGUGUAGAAUGCAAAGUCAAGGUUUGCCUCUUGAUGAAUAUGAUGAAUCCAGUGAUAAAAGAACAUCAGUAUCCUAUGCUAUUAUUAAUCCUAACUAUGAUCUGAAACUGGAGUUAGGAGACGUAGUGUACUUAAUACGACCAAGUUCUCUUUCACCUCAA
Molecule: messenger RNA, 3366 nt
Organism: Lottia gigantea (owl limpet)
Lineage: Eukaryota; Metazoa; Mollusca; Gastropoda; Lottiidae
Exons: 30
Biological process (GO): potassium ion transport
Cellular component (GO): membrane
Molecular function (GO): intracellular sodium-activated potassium channel activity
Source: RefSeq, a predicted model, not a curated record